AUGCUCAGGAUCUCGCCUCGCCUGUUGACCAUUUCUCGUCCUCUUUUAACAGCCCCAAUUCACUCUCGGCUUAUCUUUCGUGGUCAAUUGCCUGUACAAGCAGCCAGAAUGUCCGAUCUAACCAACAUCUUCACUGCCAACGCUUGCCCGCCCGUGGGUCCCUACUCCCAAGCCGUCAAGGCAAAUGGCCAGAUCUUCCUCUCGGGCCAAAUUCCCGCGGACAAGAACGGCAGCCUUGUUGAGGGUGACAUCGCAACUAAGACCCAGGCUUGCUGUGACAACAUUAAGGCCAUCCUCGAUGCCGCCGGAUCGUCUGUUAGCAAGAUCAUCCGUGUCAAUGUCUUCCUCGAUGACAUGUCGAACUUCGCAGAGAUGAAUGCGCAGUAUGAGAAGUUCUUCACCCACAAGCCUGCUCGUUCUUGUAUCGCAGCCAAGCAGCUGCCUAAGGGUGUUCCAGUUGAGAUUGAAUGUAUUGCUCUUGCGUAA
Messenger RNA from Aspergillus versicolor CBS 583.65, 486 nucleotides. RefSeq lists its product as uncharacterized. The transcript is spliced from 4 exons. The record is from RefSeq and is a predicted model, not a curated record. Bases 1 to 486 code for a protein of 161 amino acids. Gene Ontology annotation, cellular component: cytosol; mitochondrion. Gene Ontology annotation, molecular function: deaminase activity. NCBI's taxonomy places the organism in Eukaryota, Fungi, Ascomycota, Eurotiomycetes, Eurotiales, Aspergillaceae.